This is a messenger RNA of Photinus pyralis (common eastern firefly), 1863 nucleotides long. RefSeq names its product CD63 antigen-like. Bases 837 to 1529 code for a protein of 230 amino acids. NCBI's taxonomy places the organism in Eukaryota, Metazoa, Arthropoda, Insecta, Coleoptera, Lampyridae. The transcript is spliced from 5 exons. Gene Ontology annotation, cellular component: membrane. The record is from RefSeq and is a predicted model, not a curated record.
GGAAAAUAUGCAGUAUCGACUAAAUAUCAAGAUUUGAUAAUAAAUUGUAUUUUAGAGAAGAUAUUGAAAUGCUAGUAGCAAAAUGUAAAAAACGGGUCAAUAUUUUGCGCUGUUAUCAAACUUUAGUUGGGGACCAGAUAGGGAAAGUCUCCUCUGCUUUUACAAGUCCUUUGUGUUGUCUGUAAUUGAGUAUGCUUGUGUUGUAUAUGAAUCGGCUCGUCAAAUGCACCAAAAGAAAUUAGAUAAAAUUCGCGCGAAUGGUAUAUUAGGAUGGUUAUAUUGGAACAUUUCGUGAUUUCUCAAUUUAGCCGCCCCACUUGGGCUUCCAAUUCAUUCCACACCCUUUUGACAGAACUUCUUUCUCUAAUCUUCAGCAGCAGACAACUUCACUAAAAUAUUCUCCUGUUCCAAUUUCUCCAAUUGUUGCUGAAGAUGAAGUUGUGGUUGACAUUCUGAUAUACUUCAAUAUUCUUCUUAACUUCAUUGGUUAGUGGAGUUAAAGUAGUGUCUUUAAUUAGAUAGGUACAUCAAUCAAUGACUGAACUAAUUCCCUUCGCAUCUUUGUCAGGUGCUGUGUAGUUCUGUAAAAACCUUAUUUUCUUUGUCAUUAGGGAAUCUUAAUGGAAUCUCUGUAAAUUUCCAUGCAUUUAUAGUUUUUCUUUGGAGUCAGAUGCAUCAGACGUGCCUGGAGGCCAUCUUCAAAAUGAUGUGCAAGUAUGUUUAAAAUACUAUAUUUUCAACUUUUUUUUAUACCGUUGUCAUAAUUUCCGAUUCUGUCAUUGAGUGUAAGGUUAAAACCUGGUGUCAGGUUAUCUACUAUAGGUAUACCAAGAGCGAUGUGCAUUAUUUUAGAUGCCUUGGCUUCUCCCAUACGAGUAAUUUUUUGCGUGAAUACAAAAUUGUAUAUUUUUUCAGGGGUCAUGAUUGUAAUAAUGGUCCCGGUGCUCAGUAACACAAAGGUUGGAACGUACAUCUUGGCGCUUAGAAAUUAUUUUGAUGUAGUAAAGGUGGGACCUCCGGCAUUGAUCGGCUUUGGCGUUGCCCUAAUUGUUAUUGGUCUUUUGGGACACUACGGUGCUUCUAGUGGAAGCACCAGGUGUUUGGCUUCUUAUAUGUUUCUUUGUGUCGGGCUUAUAGUUUUGGAAAUCAUAGUCGCAACAUAUGUGUUAAUGAAACUACCCAAAAAUUCAGGUGCUAUUUUGAAAGACAUUCAGAAUAAAUUCAAGGAGUUGAUUCAAAGUUAUUAUACUGAUCCUGAAAUAAAACUAGCAAUUGACUUUGUGCAAAGUGAAUUUGAAUGCUGUGGAUCAAUAGACAGAUUCGAUUGGGGAGGGAUUGGUAGUACCCCUGAUAGUUGCACGUGCAGGGGAUGUCUAGUUAGUUACGGCUUCGGUUGUAGCGAAUAUAUAUUCGAUUUGGUUUCGGGGAAAUUGGCAAUGGUUCCGACAAUAGCGUAUGCAGUUCUAGGUUUUCAGGUGGCCGGACUGGUUGUCGCAUAUUUCCUUUUAAUUAUACUUGGUGCGGGAUGAGUUACUGCUUGUUUUAAUAAAGAAAUUUUGCGAUAAUUGUUAAUAUGACCACAACAUCGGUACAUUUAAAAAGGUGGCAGUCAACAGCACAAACAUCUACAAAGGUGAAACAAUUUUAGCUAAAUUUGCUGUAAAAGUUCAAUGAUAACUUUUGUCAUAGUCAACCCAAAUAUCAUUUCAUCACAGAGACCAUUUUUGUCUUCGAAAAUGCUUUUAACCGCGAAAAAUGGGGACUGACUCACUCAAUUCAUUUUUAUAAUAGUCUUGAAAUAAAUUGACUUAUAACAGUUAAAGUAUUAUUUAUCACUCACAUAUACACAAUUUAUAACAGCGC